Molecule: messenger RNA, 2138 nt
Organism: Arabidopsis lyrata subsp. lyrata
Lineage: Eukaryota; Viridiplantae; Streptophyta; Magnoliopsida; Brassicales; Brassicaceae
Product: chaperone protein DnaJ
Exons: 11
Coding region: 144-1622 (492 amino acids)
Biological process (GO): response to heat; protein refolding
Cellular component (GO): cytoplasm
Molecular function (GO): heat shock protein binding; ATP binding
Source: RefSeq, a predicted model, not a curated record
AGCGAGGUUCGCACCACAAAUCCCGAAAAAAGCUUUUGGAGAACGGACUGGAAUCAUCAUCUCAACAAUGUCCGUUACCAAGCUUCUCCUCUUCCUCUUGGUAGCUUGAGAGAAGCUCGAUUUUGUCAUCAAUUUCGUCUUUAAUGGCUUCUCCCUCCCUCAUCCCCUCUUCUCUCUGCUUCGCUGCCGCUCCCGCUCCCGCCGCCGAUGGUCCGCGUUCCCUCUCUUCUAAUUUCGACGGCGGUACCAAUCUCAGGUAUCACAAGAGCUUCUUAUCCCUUUCAUCUUCUUCGCCUUAUCGAAAUCGACGGUGCCGUUCCCUCGUCGUGUUUGCUGCUUCCGGAGACUACUAUGCUACUCUCGGUGUCCCUAAAUCUGCCAAUAACAAGGAGAUUAAAGCCGCGUAUCGACGCCUCGCUCGUCAGUAUCAUCCUGAUGUGAACAAGGAACCUGGCGCAACUGACAAGUUCAAGGAAAUCAGUGCUGCCUAUGAGGUGCUAUCAGAUGAGCAAAAGCGAGCAUUAUAUGAUCAAUAUGGUGAAGCCGGAGUCAAGAGUACUGUAGGAGGAGCUUCUGGUACUUACACGACAAAUCCCUUUGACCUUUUCGAGACAUUCUUUGGUGCGAGUAUGGGUGGAUUUCCCGGGGUGGACCAAGCUGAUUUUGGGAGAACCCGCCGCAGUAGGGUUACCAAAGGUGAAGAUUUACGGUAUGACAUCACCUUAGAACUGUCGGAGGCUAUUUUUGGAUCUGAGAAAGAAUUUGAUCUUACGCAUCUGGAGACAUGCGAAGCUUGUGCUGGCACUGGGGCAAAAGCAGGAUCCAAGAUGCGAAUAUGCUCCACUUGUGGUGGGCGGGGUCAAGUUAUGAGAACUGAGCAAACACCAUUUGGGAUGUUUUCACAGGUUUCUAUAUGUCCAAACUGUGGUGGAGAUGGUGAGGUAAUUUCUGAAAAUUGCCGGAAAUGCUCUGGAGAAGGACGCGUGCGUACAAAAAAAAGCAUCAAAGUCAAAAUUCCCCCGGGAGUUAGUGCAGGUAGCAUCCUUAGAGUAGCCGGAGAAGGUGAUUCUGGUCCCAGAGGUGGCCCUCCAGGAGAUUUGUACGUAUAUCUUGAUGUUGAAGAUGUCCGGGGAAUACAAAGAGAUGGCAUAAACCUUUUAUCUACCCUUUCGAUCAGUUACCUUGAUGCUAUACUGGGUGCGGUUGUUAAGGUGAAAACAGUUGAAGGAGACACUGAACUGCAGAUACCUCCAGGUACACAACCUGGUGAUGUGCUGGUCCUGGCAAAGAAAGGAGUACCAAAACUGAAUAGACCAUCUAUCCGCGGUGACCACUUGUUUACAGUCAAAGUUUCUAUACCAAAUCAAAUAAGUGCUGGAGAACGGGAGUUACUGGAGGAACUUGCAUCUCUGAAGGACACGUCCAGCAACCGGUCACGAACUCGUGCUAAGCCUCAGCAACCCAGUUCUCUGAGCAGUGCACCCAGUAGCUUAGAAAACAGGACAGAUGAAGUUGAGGAAAAUGAAGAAGCGGAGCAAGAAAACGACUUGUGGAAAAACAUCAAAGAUUUUGCAGGGUCUGUCGCAAAUGGAGCUCUGAAAUGGCUGAGAGAUAACCUCUAGAGAUCCAUCUUCAACUAACUGGACAUGCAUUAAAGCUUUUAUCCGCUGCAUUUAUGGUACCAAUGUGGAAAAGUUAAUUGUUUCAUUUGUUAAUGUGAGGGUGUUUUGCGAAAACAAUACAUUUUUUUUUUUGUUUUUUUGUGUUUCCUUUCAGUUUCAAUUUGGUGCACAUAUUGUGAAAAGAGGGCGGUUCUGCUCUACCUGCCCCUACUCCAUUUAAUAGUAGAGAUGCAAUUGGUUUUUUCGAGUUGGUUUUGGUAAGAAAUAAAAAGGUCGGAGAACUAAACGGCUCCAAUUUAUUUGAUUGGUGUUUGUUGGAGGAAAUGGUUGCGGAAGCCACAUAUGUUGAUGGAACAUGUGAUGAUCAAAGUCUCCAAGAAAGUUGUUUUUUUUUGUAUACUUGUGACAUGAAAUUACAAAACCUCUCGAGUUAUUUUUACGUACUACUUUUUUGAGCUAAAUCAAUGACUAGAAAGUCAAUUAAGAUCCAGCAGACGCAGGACAUGCUAUGUAACA